This is a messenger RNA of Raphanus sativus (radish), 791 nucleotides long. RefSeq lists its product as uncharacterized. The record is from RefSeq and is a predicted model, not a curated record. The coding region runs from base 88 to 543 and encodes 151 amino acids. The transcript has 2 exons. Lineage: Eukaryota; Viridiplantae; Streptophyta; Magnoliopsida; Brassicales; Brassicaceae.
UCUCCCAAGAAGCCAAAAACAGAGAAGUCUUCUAAAAAGUUUCUGUGGAUUUGAAGCUUUUUAGUUUUCUUCUGGACGAACCCGAACAUGAAGACAUCUCUCUUCCUUGUCUCCUUCCUCGUCCUCUUACCUCUCUCCCUACAGGACCCAAUCCCAGAAGUCAAAGCACCGAGCCGGGCCCACGCGGAGCUCACGAGCCAUGGUUUUCCGAUAGGGCUGCUCCCUCUAUCCGUCAAGGACUACUACAUCAACAAAACCUCCGGAGACUUCUCCCUUCUCCUCCACGGCACGUGCAAAAUCACGCUUCCUCCAGACAACUACCUCGCGACUUAUUCCGACAAGGUAACGGGUCGGAUCACCAAGGGUCAGAUCGCGGAGCUCCGCGGGAUUCGUGUCAGGGCGUUUUAUCAGUGGUGGUCUAUCACCGGGAUUCGAUCUUCCGGUGAUAACCUUGUUUUCGAGGUCGGUGUUGUCACCGCCAAGUACCCUUCGAAGAAUUUCGACGAGAGUCUUGAUUGCGAAGGACAACGAGCUUCUUCUUGAAUCAGUUCACGAGAUCUGUGAAGCCAGGUGAAACAAGUGAAAGCUGAUGUGUAAUAUAUCUAUCUCCAUCUGAAUAUAUUAAUUAAAGCUUUGUAAUGUAAGACCGCAUAUAAGCCACGGCUUUAUUCUUGUUUUCUCUCUGCAAACUAAAGGUGUUCAUGAAGGGAGGCUUGGAAAUUGUGAACCAGACGUAUUUGUUAAUAUGUGAUAUGGAACUUAAAAACAAGCACGAUCCAUUUUGUUGUUUA